Molecule: messenger RNA, 3710 nt
Organism: Strigops habroptila (Kakapo)
Lineage: Eukaryota; Metazoa; Chordata; Aves; Psittaciformes; Psittacidae
Gene: RGS10
Product: regulator of G protein signaling 10
Exons: 5
Coding region: 124-669 (181 amino acids)
Biological process (GO): regulation of G protein-coupled receptor signaling pathway
Molecular function (GO): G-protein alpha-subunit binding; GTPase activator activity
Source: RefSeq, a predicted model, not a curated record
CUCCCCCUCACGGCGGCGGGGCCCGGGGGGGGCGGGACGGGGCGGUGCGGGACCCGCCCGGCGGGGAGCGGGGAAGGCGCGGCUGCCCCCCUCCGGCUCCGGCCAGCGCGGGGCCGCGCCGAGAUGUUCAACCGGGCCGUGAGCCGGCUCAGCAGGAAGCGGCCGCCGUCAGAGAUAAACGACAGCGAGGGGCACCCAAGCAGCAGCCACCAAACCUUGAAGGGAACCUCAAAAUGGGCUACAUCACUGGAGAGCCUCCUGGAAGAUCCAGAAGGAGUGAAACGAUUUAGGGAGUUUUUAAAGAAGGAAUUCAGUGAAGAAAACGUUUUGUUCUGGUUAGCAUGUGAAGAGUUUAAGAAAACACAGGGGAAAAAACAGAUGCAAGAAAAGGCUAAAGAAAUUUACAUGACUUUCCUGUCCAGUAAAGCUUCCUCCCAAGUCAAUGUUGAAGGGCAGUCCCGUCUGAGUGAGACCAUUUUGGAGACACCUCAUCCUCUCAUGUUUCAGAAGCUCCAGGACCAGAUAUUCAAUCUCAUGAAAUACGACAGCUACAGCCGCUUCUUGAAGUCAGACAUAUUCCUAAACCAUAAGAAGUGUGAGGAGCAAGAGGAGAAUUCAGCAGAGGCUCAGACUGCAGCUAAAAGAGCGUCAAGAAUUUACAACACAUGAUACAACGAAUCCCUUCAGGAGGAGCAAUACAAUGACUAAAUUACACUCAGGAACAGUCUAGGUUUAUAGCAGUUGCAUUUAGGGCUUGAAAAGCUCAGAACCUUUUUAGGAGAUACUUACCUUCUUAAUUGCUUGAACGACUAAUUGUUUUUGCAUGAUAGCUAAUAACAAAGUGCUCAUGGAAAGACUGUUUCCUAGCUAAAAGGCUGAGGUAUUCCUCCAUAGCAUGAAUUGCAUUUCAUAUUUCACAAGCUAAAAUGAUGCUUUCAGUUUUCGUAUUUUCUUUUGUGAGGCGUCAUGAUGAUGAGAAAUGGGAAAUAGGGUGGCUGGAUUUCUAUUUUUGCCUUGUAAUUUUUAUCUGUGACUGGGUUUUACAUCCUGAAUUGCUGGGAGAAGCUGCUGAGGAGUACAUUGCACGUUACUUUGUGGAUGAGUCAUUCGUAGCAAACUUAAUCAUGAAGGGACAGCAUCUUUCAGGGUUAAGCUCAAUAGAAUCCAAUCCCUUCCUAUGUAACUUUGUUCUUUCAAGGUGAUACCUGUUUUGCUUUGCCUUUAUUUUUGAAUCAAACACUUCUCUAGUAAUGAUUUCCUCAAUAUUUUUGCUGUAGACAAUCACCUUCUUCAGAGGAUGGAAUAACCUGUAUUCCUUUAGGGACAAAAGCACUGAUUUGAGCAUAGCUUGACCGGGGCACGUCCUGCAUGUCAGCAGAACACCAGUGUCAGAUGCCUGUAUGGCGAAGCAUCUGGUCUCUCCUAUGUCUCCUGAACAAUCCUGCUCUGUACAGCAAGAAUACUUUGGCAAAGGACCAACCAACAAAGUCUGGCUUUGUUUUACUAAAAUCUUUCUACUAAAAUCACCUUGCCUAAUUUUGUUUGCCCCAGAGAAUUAUUUCAGGGUUUCCUAAUGGUAACUUUUGAGAGCUGCAAUGGGACAGGGAUUUGAUGUUGUGGUUUAGCCAUUCACACCGAGCUUGAGAGGAGGAGGAAUUCACUUCUGCUCAGAGCAAUGAAAUGGUGGUAAAGGAAGACUCUCUCAAUGAAGAGUCUCUCUUCCAUGCUGUCCUGGGACUGUGUCAGAGCUGCAAAGCACAUUUAGGCAUACAAUUUUUCAUGUGUUCAUAUAUUUUUGAGUUAAUUCACUGCAGUGUUACUAAAUUGCAGUUGAAGUUGGGAAAGCCUAUUAGCUACAUGCUCUAUUUCCAAGCUUCGCAGUGUGUAGUGUAGCUGUUUCACAUUCAUUAUUUACUCGGUCAGUUUUGCACUGCUUUUCUUGAACUUUAGUUGAUGUGCCAGCUAAUCUAAAUGCCCAGUUAGCUUUUGAUCAUUUUAUAGUUCUUUUGUGUCAGAAAGGCCAGAUGUUUUGUAUAUUAUUCUUGCUAUCAACAUUUUAAGUCUAGAUUGCAAUUUCUGAGGCCACAAACUCACUUGGCAGACUUGAUUAUUUCUUUUAACUCUUGCAGGUAAUGCGUAAAGAAACUUGUUUCCAUGGGCUUUUCCCUAGUUAGAUGUUAAGAGUGGGAUCAGGAGUUCUGAUUCUUCCCUCAAAGCUAAAUGGCCUGUUUGCUUUAGAAGAUCAAAGAAGAGGUCAGUGCUCCGUACACGUGUUAAGGUAUUAUUCUUAUGCACUUAAUUUUCCCUUUGUGCUCUCAAAAGAUUUAAUGGUGAAGUCCUAAUCUUGCUUCAGGCACUUUCAGUAGUAUUUGACCUCGUGCUUAAGUUGUUUUUCAAUGUUUUGGUGUAUAGGAACGAGGUAAACCCAUGCAUGAAUCCUUUUGUUGGGAUGGGGCCUAGCAAAUGGGACCAUCCGGUUCUGGACCUGCCAACUACUUGUAAUCUCAGGAUUACCUCUUGAAAAUUCACUGUAAUAACAAACUCUUAACGCCUGCCACAGCAGAGGAUGGAACUGCUGAUACCAUUGAAAUCCUUGGGAGUAGGUAGCUUAAACACAUUUAGGAGUUGGGAUUUGUUUCUUCCCAGUAAUUGCAGCAGAAGUCUUAGUGAUACCGAAAAACACAGGAUGGGGACCUUCAUGGGGGAAACCACAGAAUGAGCUCUUACCACAUUCAUCACAUGGAUGCACAGUAGAUUCAUUUUUAAUCAUAUUGAUUUUAAAACUGCAUGAGUAAGGGAGAAGAGUCUUUGACUAUCGUGUUUUAAAAUAAUAAUAAAAACUAAACUGAGAAGCUGUAGGAACAAUGGUGGGGCAUUAAAGAGAGGAAAUACUCGUAGCUGCUUAUAAACACCAUUUUCCUUAUAUGCUCCCUGUCAGGUACUGCCUUAUUUGCUUGUAAGAGCAACUGCCCCAUAGGAGUAGACACAAAGGUGCUUUACACUACUACCAACCAAAAGUUACUCAAAUGAAAAUGUAUUUUUAGCAGCAUCUCAAUGCUUAUGGUAUUUAUUUCAAUACCUCUGGUGUUUCUAAGACAACAUACCUAAAUCCACAAAAUUCUUAACCUUUGAAUUGCUCUUUUGCAAAGUUCACUGCCCCAUUGACGUAUUUUAUUUGUAGUGUCUGGUUUUGGUUUGGUUUUUAGAAGGAAACCAACGACUGGUCUUGUGAGGUGCAGGAAUCAAAGGUUUUUUCCUGUCCUUUAGGUUAUCUGUAUUUUUCCAGUGAAAGAGCAAUCAAAGGAAAACCAGGCAAGCAGAUGGCUGUAGCUGCAGCAUGUAUGUAUGUGAAGAAGGUUAUUUUGCUCCUGUUGAUAUUCUCACUGAUCAAACUUUGUGAAAUACGUGGUGUUUUCUCUACGUGGCAUAGAACAAAUCACACAGGAAAAGAACUGAGUUUCCAGUAGGUAAUUCCUGCAUUCCAGGAACAACUGCAAACAUUACAUCGAACCUCAGGCUGUAAGCGCGUACUCAGAGUUGCUUGACGUAGAGAUUAAAGGUAGGAUCUACUCCUGUUCACAGAACUUACGCGGAAGGUCUGAGCACAGAAAGCAAGCAAGAGAAGUUUCGUGCCUGAUUGCAUGCCUUAAAAUCUACCCUGUUGUGUGUUUCUCAGCUAAAAAAUUAAAAUAUCCUACAAAUACACCAAA